Messenger RNA from Penicillium vulpinum, 1884 nucleotides. RefSeq lists its product as uncharacterized. The record is from RefSeq and is a predicted model, not a curated record. The transcript is spliced from 3 exons. The coding region runs from base 1 to 1884 and encodes 627 amino acids. NCBI's taxonomy places the organism in Eukaryota, Fungi, Ascomycota, Eurotiomycetes, Eurotiales, Aspergillaceae.
AUGCUGUUUCUGAGCAUUUCAUUGCUGUUAUGGCUAUGCCAAACCGCGCUGGCGCAAUAUAGCAGCGAUGAUCUUAUGUCAUUCGUCACGCUCCCGGAUAUUCGGGCAGUGAAAUUCAAUGUCCACUACCGGAAUCGCGAGCGUAUCAGUUCCGGUUACUGGUUCGUCGCUCCCUACCUACACAUGGGCCCCGAUCCACCGUCGAGCUUGUACGAGCAAUAUCAGAUCGGCCCGCAUAUCUACGAUGGCGAAGGACGCCUGAUCUGGACUGGCUCGCAACAGUUCGACAACCGGAACGUCUUCGAUUUCAAAGUCGUCAACAGUCUGGGCCCUGACCCACAUCUUUCGAUGGUCUUGCAACAUUCGUGGGAUAGCAAAGUGGACACCGGGUAUGGGCUGGUCUUGACCAAUGAUUACAAAGUCCAACGAAAGCUUCCUCUCCGGGCAGAUCUCGGUGUUUUUGACAUCCACGAGUUCAAUAUCCUGGAGGAUGGUAAGACUGCGCUGGUCACGCUCUAUCUUUCUCAUGAGAUUACCCUAGAGGAAUUUGGUCGUCCGAAAGAGCCUACUUGGCUUGAGACCGGCGGGUAUGCUGAGAUCGAUAUGAACACUGCCGAGGUAAUUCAGUGGUGGGACUCUUUUGACCACAUUCCUUUGCCCGAGACUGUCCAUUAUAGCCGCUAUUCUCCAGCAGAGGGACUUCCUGGCUGGGAUUAUGUGCAUAUCAACUCAGUUGACAAGAAUGAAAUUGGGGAUUUCUUGAUCUCAUCGCGGUUUACGAACACUAUCUAUCUCAUCUCCUGCAUAGAUGGAAAUAUCAUGUGGCGACUGGGUGGAAAAUAUAGUGAUUUCGAGCAAGAUUUCACCUUUUCGAAGCAGCAUGACGCGAAAUUCGUGGAGUCGAACGGGACGCAUCAUAUUAUUUCGUUUUUGAACAACGCCUCGGAUGAAGAAUUCAACGAGGAAAAUAUGUCAUCAUCCCUAUUUGUCGAGUUAGAUACCGGCGCGAGGCCUAUGACCGCUAAAGCCAUUCGGCGCUAUAACCGUCCCGAUCACCAGCUCUCGAGACUCCGCGGCAAUACCCAGCUGCUUCCAAAUGACAAUGUGUUCACCUGCUGGAGCAAAGAGGGCUAUAUUUCCGAACAUGCCGCCGAUGGAGAACUAUUGAUGACCGCCAACUUCACCUCUUCGCGUUAUUCAUCCUACCGCGGGUACAAAUUCGAUUUCAUCGGUCGCCCCUCGACCCCACCAGACGUGGUGGCCUCGGUCUACGGCACUGAUGAAACCAACAUGGUGACUACGUUCUGGGUCAGCUGGAACGGCGCGACUGAUGUCGCAGAGUGGAAUUUCUACGCGCAAGCCUCCGAAUUCGAUGCCCCUGUCCUUAUUGGCAAGACCCCCCGAUCCGAUUUCGAAACCAUGUAUAUUGCCCGCGGAUAUCUGGACUGGGUAUCUGCCGAAGCAGUAGAUGUCAAUGGCACCGUUCUAGGCAGAUCCGAAAUGCACCGAAGCAAAUACCCGGACUGGAAGUCUGUCGGGUACAGAGGGAAAUCAGACACACCCACUCCGGCUGACCCAUCGAUUAUCUACCAAGCAAGUAAGAGCGCAGCAGGAGACAAGGUGGUUGCUGCGUCUAAUCGCACGUCAUCGGAUGCAGUCGAUACCCAAACCCAGAAAACCAUCCAAGUCCUCAAGCAUACAUACGAUGCCAUCCGCAACAUUAGCGGUAUCUUCUCUUUUGUUUUGCUUCUUUGUCUGUUUGCCAUUGUUAUGGCAAGCUAUCUGGUCAUCCGUGGCUGGCGGGUCCAGCUCUACCAGCGUGUUCGCACGGAAGAUGGGUUUCCAGGCGAGCGGGCGCAUCUCGCCUCGUCACAUCAGGAUUAA